Molecule: messenger RNA, 4938 nt
Organism: Bolinopsis microptera
Lineage: Eukaryota; Metazoa; Ctenophora; Tentaculata; Lobata; Bolinopsidae
Exons: 3
Coding region: 1-4938 (1645 amino acids)
Biological process (GO): DNA integration
Molecular function (GO): nucleic acid binding; zinc ion binding
Source: RefSeq, a predicted model, not a curated record
AUGGCGACGAGUCUGGUUUCGAACUUACGCUUAUCCAAGGAAACUGAUUGUGUCAGAGAGUGGCUGGAAAUCUUUGAAAACGCCGCUUCUGUGUUCAUUUUCGCACACGCAGAUAAGUUACCAGAUGACGCAAACGAGAAAACUGCUAAAAAAGCAGAACUCAUGAGAACACUGUUAACAGUCAAUCUGGGGCCUGACGCGUUGAAGAAGUUGCGUGCAUUUACAUUUCCAGCUGAAAUUAAAGACACUGACUACGCUACCCUGAGAAAAACUCUUGUUGAUCGGUUAUCACCCAAAACGAACAUUGUAGCUCAACAGCAGAAGUUUAUGACGUUGAAUCAGAUUGCUGGUGAAUCCUUAUGUACUUUUAUGUCACGAUUGAAGGAAGCUGCUAAUGUUUGUCAGUUCGGUGAUUUGUUUGAUUUAAUGGUGCGUACACGUUUUGUGGCUGGACUAUCCUCUGAUAGGAUACGUGCUGAACUCAUAUCAGAAUCUGCUACCAACGACACGUCUGCCAGCCUGUUUGAUAAAGCUCAGACGAAGGAGAACGCUCUGCAAAGUUCAAUGUCAGUCACAACACACUAUGUUCAAAAACCCGGGAAGUUUCAAAAACCUCAAAACUCUAAGUUCCAUCAGAAGGCCGACCUUAGCAUUGUUUGUUCACGUUGUACUGUUCGUGGUCAUGUUGCGAAAAACUGCAAAGUUCGUUGCAGAAACUGUCGCAAACCCGGACAUAUCGCGAAGAACUGUCGUUCAGCUAAGAAGCAAUCCCAUUGUGUUGAAGGGAUUGGUGAUCAUGAUGAUGGCAACGCUUGCGCUGCUGAUUAUGGGUACACACACCAAGAGUUGGAGAACACGUUGUACUGCGUGGAGACGGCUGAUCCUGUCCAGAUUCCAGUACAGAUUCCUGUUCCCGAUGGUACUCUUCCUGCAUCAGUUGUUAGUAAUUUAUCCAGUUGUAUUGAUUGUAAUCAGAAACCAUUUCUUAAAGUUAAGAUUAAUGAUAAGAUUUUGAAAAUGGAGUUAGAUACUGGUUCAUCUUUAAGCUGUAUAAGUAAGUCUGAUUUUGCUAGACUAGGACUAACUGAUUGCCAGAUUGUUCCAUGUUCCCAGAAAUUGCGAGUAGCUAAUUUUAAUUGUGAAAGCAUUGACUGCAAGGCCCUUGUAAACGUUGAAUUUAGAGGUAAGAAAUGGAUUUUACCACUAUAUGUUGUCGAUUGUCGGUUUCCCACACUCCUAGGUCGAGAGUGGAUCAUCCAGAUGUUUGGUAAAAACUGGUUGGAUCAUAUGAUAGGACUUGUUGAUGUUGAGCAAUCUUACGCUGUCUCCAAGCUUCAGAGAGAUGAAUUUGUUAGUGAGAUACUCCGCAGUCCUGUGUUCGAUCCUGGUGUUGGAACUGUUAAAGGAUUCGAAGCUUGUCUACAAUUUAAGCCUGAUGCGAGAGCAAAGUUUUGCAAGGCAAGGCAGGUCCCAUUUGCCAUCGUAGACAAGGUUGGGAAAGCCAUAGACGAGUUAGUGAAGAAUGGACAGCUGAUUCCAACAGAGCACUCAGACUGGGCUUCACCCAUAGUUCCUGUCAUGAAAGCGGAUGGUACGAUUCGCAUAUGUGGUGACUACAAGACUACCGUAAAUCCUAAUCUUGACACAGCUAUUUACCCACUUCCUACGAUAGAAGAUUGCUUGAGUAAGAUUGUCGGAGGUAAACUGUUUACUAAGCUGGAUAUCAGAGCCGCUUAUAAUAGUUUGAAGUUAAGAGAAUGUGACCAAAAGAUUGUGACUUUGAACACACACAAAGGAUUGUUCAGUCCUACUUCUCUACCAUUCGGUAUUUCAUCUGCCGGACCGAUAUUUGAACGCAAGAUUGAUGAUACCUUGAGAAAGACAGAGAACACAGCAUGGCGUGUUGACGACAUUCUAAUAACUGGACCUGAUGAUGAGAGUCACAUGAAGAACGUGAGAACGGUGAUUACAGCACUAGAGAAUGAAGGCUACAAAUGCCGGCUAGACAAGUGUGUUUUCAUGGAGCCUAAGGUGACAUUUCUUGGCCAUGAAGUAUCUGCUGACGGGAUAAGACCGCUGAGUUCGAAAGUUGAAACGAUAGUGAGAGCACCGUAUCCUACUACUAGAGCGGAGAUGAUAUCAUUUCUUGGUGGUGCACAGUACUAUUCACGUUUUAUUCCCAACAUGUCAACAGUUGUUGAACCACUUAACCGUUUAAGACCCGCUGACAGUAUUUUCCACUUUGGAGAUAGAGAAAAGAGAGCUUUUGAUGAGUUAAAAGCGCUGUUAUCGUCUGACUUGGUUCUAACAGUCUACAACCCUGAGCUGGAGUUAAAGCUUGACACGGACGCUUCAUCCGUUGGUUUAGGAGCUGUUAUGUCACAUAUUGAUGAAAAUGGGACAGAGCGACCGAUCGAGUAUAUAUCUCGAACACUGACGAAAUCGGAGAGAAACUAUUCCAUGAUAGAAAAAGAAGCAUUGGCAAUAGUUUGGGCGACUAAGAGACUGCACCGUUAUCUUUUUGGACGACCGUUUACCCUAGUUACAGACCACAAGCCGCUGGAAUCUAUCUUUCACCCUAGUCGUGGAAUUCCUAGCAUGGUGGCAGGUCGUUUACAACGAUGGUCAUUGUUCCUAAGCGGUUACACUUACAAGAUCCAGUUUCGACCCACUGGUAAACAUUGUAAUGCUGAUCUAUGUUCCCGUUUUCCACUGCCUUUAGACACAUCGGCAGAGACGAGAGAGUUUGAUGACGAGUUAACAGAGGAGUUUGAAAUGAAACCUCUAGAUACUGUUUUCAGCGUGCACUACUUCGGUGAUGACAAACCUUUGAUUGACGCUGAGUUAAUAGCUAGUCAAACAAGAAGAGACAAGACACUUGGUCGAGUGUUACAGUUUGUUAAAGACGGCUGGAACGAGAAACCCCCUGUUGAUGUCGAGCUGAAACCGUUUUACACACGUCGAAACGAGUUGUCAGUAGACCAGAACUGUAUUGCCUGGGGAUCUCGAGUUGUUAUUCCAGAGAGUAUGAGAAAGAGCGUGCUUUCAAUGCUUCAUGCAACACACAUGGGCAUUUCACAGACCAAAGCACUAGCGAGAGGCUAUGUUUAUUGGCCAAACAUGGAUGCUGAGAUCGAGAAAAUGGUUAAACUAUGUGAACCAUGUCAACUAAACCAGAAGAAACCCGCUAGAUCUACACCACACCCAUGGGCUAAAACUAUGGAGGCUUGGGAGCGGAUUCAUCUAGAUUUCUGUGGACCCUUUCUUGGAUCUAUGUGGCUGAUAGUUAUCUGUUCGUAUUCAAAAUGGUUAGAAGUUGUUAGAAUGACGAACAUUACAAGUAAGAGAGUGAUUCAAGAGUUACGAGACAUCUUUAGCCGUUGGGGACUACCCAAGAUACUAGUAUCAGACAAUGGAUCGAGUUUAACUUCAGAAGAGUUUAAAGUAUUCACGAAUAAUAACCAGAUUCGACACGUGCUUAUUCCUGCUUACUCACCUGCAAGUAAUGGACAAGCAGAAGUUGCAGUCGGACUGUUUAAAAGAGCUAUGAAACGGAUGAUCUUGAAAAACCCUAACGUUAUGUGUAACCUGGCUGAUUGGCUGCUUAACUACCGCAACACACCACACACCACUACCGGAGUAGAGCCUGCAGUUGCGAUGAUGAAACGACGGACGAGAAACGCCUUGAGUUUUCUACACCCGAGUUCGAGUAGUAAGUUUGCCAAAGUUGCUUUAAACGAUCAGAACACGAUUGCUGAAUCGAGACUUCGUGAUAUGAAGAUUGAUGACACUAUAUCGUUCUAUGAUGAGAACAAGAAGUGCUGGAGAAACGGUGUUAUCGAGGGUAAGGAAGGUACCAAAGUGCUACUGAUCAAGACACCUGAUGGAGUCUACCGCAAGCAUUUGGACCAGGUAAUCAAGAGAUCUGUUGUGUCAGAACCGUUGCAACAAACAGAUCCGGAUACACCACGAGUUGAGCUGGAGAUAAGAGAUGAGCAGAGCUCUACAGCUAUUGAGGGUGAUUUCAAGAAGACAGCUAGCUUACCUGAGAGUACAGAGCCGGAAACUUCGAUUAUAGUUGGUAAUAAUCCAAAUCUACCCGCCGAGCCUGACCAUAAGGCAGCCAUUGAACCUAUAAUCACUGCACAACCUCAAUCUGCCCAUAAGAAGUUCCAUUCUACUGAGACCAUCUUGUUAAAAGUAACAAAUGACCUACUGCUGGCAUGUGAUAGCAAAUCCUCCACUGUUCUCAUGAUGCUCGAUUUAUCUGCAGCCUUUGACACAGUGGAACACAGAAAAUUACUCAAAAUUCUUUCUGAAGAGAUCCAUAUCGGAGGUACUGCUCUUAAAUGGUUCAAGAGUUUCCUGGUAGGCCGCACUCAAAGAACCAGAAUAGGCUCUUCUACUAGUGAUACGAUCAUUCUAGAAUUUGGUGUACCUCAAGAUCGCAAACCACGUGCCAAGAAGAUACGCAAAUCAUUCUUCAACCUCACCGGUCAAGAGACUCAUAUAGCUGGUGUAUCCCGAUGUCAAAGAAUUAUGAAGGAGACCAUGUGCGAAUUGAAUGAAUUCAAGUAUGGAAUGGAGACCGAGAGAUCAAAAUUUGGUUACACUGAUCCAAAUCGAAAACAGGUGAAGAACUUUGUAGAAGAUGUGGAGAGCCUGCUUGAAGAUAAAAUAUCAGGGGGUUUUAAUAAGUUGGUGUUAACAGCGCUAUAUCCCCCCGAGGGGGCGGAACCCCCAACCAUUCCCCAAUUAGAGACUGCCUGGUCUGGGCUUCUUCCCACGUUAACCGAGGUGAAAGAGGAGUAUACCAGACUGUGUAAGAUGAGGGAUAACAACUGGGCCACGCCCGAACCAAUGAAACCAAAAGCAAAGACCCCUCGUAAAGCCACAAAACGGAGAGGAAGAAAGAAAGUUGACAACAAAGAGAAUUAA